Molecule: messenger RNA, 3085 nt
Organism: Ilex paraguariensis (yerba mate)
Lineage: Eukaryota; Viridiplantae; Streptophyta; Magnoliopsida; Aquifoliales; Aquifoliaceae
Source: the annotation of a GenBank genome assembly
AUGUGGAUUUCCAUGGAAGUCACUUGUGGAACUGGAAAUGCCAGUGUGUCUCCUUCAACCCCAAGGGUUGUAAAUGUUGGAGCUUUGUUCACAUUGAACUCAGUUAUUGGACAAUCGGCGAAGCCAGCGCUUGUGGCUGCAAUUGAUGAUGUCAAUUCUGAUCCAAGCAUUCUAUCAGGAACAAAAUUAAACCUUAUUUUGCAUGACACCAAUUGCAGUGGAUUUCUUGGAACUGUGGAAGCUUUACAGCUGAUGGAGAAAGAUGUGGUUGCUGCAAUCGGUCCACAGUCCUCUGGAAUAGCACACGUUAUCUCCCAUGUAGUGAAUGAACUUCACGUACCACUCCUGUCAUUUGGGGCAACAGACCCAUCCCUUUCGGCUCUGCAGUACCCCUAUUUCCUCCGUACUACACAGAGUGACUACUUCCAGAUGUAUGCAGUAGCUGAUCUGGUCCAAUUUUAUGGAUGGAAGGAGGUAGUUGCCAUCUUUGUCGAUGAUGAUUAUGGUAGAAAUGGUAUUUCUGUUUUGGGCGAUGCACUUGCUAAGAAGCGUGCCAAAAUCUCUUACAAGGCUGCUUUUACUCCCGGAGCAUCAAGAAAUGACAUCAAUGACUUGUUGCUUGGAGUAAACCUGAUGGAAUCUCGCGUUUAUGUUGUACAUGUAAAUCCUGAUUCUGGUCUUUCAAUUUUCGCAGAAGCCAAAAAGCUGGGGAUGUUGUCCAGUGGCUAUGUUUGGAUUGCUACAGAUUGGUUUCCUUCUCUUUUAGAUUCCUUGGAAUCAAUUGAUGCAGAAACAAGGGAUCUCUUACAAGGGGUUCUUGCUCUUCGACAUCAUACUGCAGAUUCUGAUCUCAAAAAACGUUUUACCACUAGAUGGGAAACCUUAAAAGAUAAGAAAUCCUCGAGUUUCAAUUCUUAUGCAUUCUAUGCUUAUGAUUCCGUAUGGUUACUGGCCCAUGCUCUCAAUGUUUUCUUCAGAGAAGGUGGAAAUGUCUCUUUCUCCUAUGACCCCAAGUUGAAAGACACUAAUGGAAGCGCACUGCAGCUAACAGCACUCCGGAAUUUUGAUCAAGGCCAGAAAUUACUCCAGAUACUAAUUACAAUGAACUUCACAGGCCUUUCUGGUCAGAUUCAAUUUGAUUUGGAGAAGAAUUUAAUCCAUCCAGCCUUUGAUGUUCUAAACUUCGGUGGGAAUGGAUUACGCAGUAUAGGUUAUUGGUCAAAUUACUCUCUUCUAUCUGUUGUUGCUCCGGAAAUUCUAUUCGCGAAACCCCCAAACACUUCUACCAGCAAUCAGCAUCUUUACAGUGUAAUAUGGCCUGGUGAAACUACAGCAAAGCCUAGAGGAUGGGUGUUUCCCAACAAUGGGAAGCCUUUGCGAAUUGCAGUGCCUUACCGGAUUAGUUAUCAAGAAUUUGUAUCUAAAGACAAGGGUCCCAAGGGGGUGAGAGGAUACUGCAUUGAUGUCUUUGAAGCUGCAAUAAGCUUGUUGCCUUACCCCGUGCCUCGUACAUACAUACCAUAUGGAGAUGGUCUGAGAAACCCUAGCUAUAAUAAUAUUGUGAACGAUGUUUCACAAAAUAAAUAUGAUGCAGCUGUUGGAGAUAUUAUUAUUGUUACAAAUAGGACAAGGAUUGUGGACUUCACACAACCUUUUAUGCAAUCUGGACUUGUCAUAGUUGCUCCUGUCAAUGAGAUAAAAUCGAGUCCUUGGUCUUUCCUCAAGCCAUUCUCUGUGCAGAUGUGGUUUGUCACUUGGGCAUUCUUUUUUUUCGUGGGCACUGUUGUCUGGAUUCUGGAGCAUCGGAUAAAUCAUGAGUUCCGUGGUACUCCAAGGCAGCAACUAGUUACAGUCUUCUGGUUUAGUUGCUCAACGAUGUUUUUUUCACACAGAGAAAACACCGUGAGCACUCUGGGACGAUUUGUGCUGAUCUUAUGGCUCUUUGUUGUUCUAAUUAUCAAUUCAAGCUAUACAGCUAGUUUGACAUCAAUCCUCACGGUGCAGCAGUUGAGUUCGCAUAUUCAAGGGAUUGACAGCUUAAUCUCAAGCCCCGAUCCAAUUGGAGUUCUGGAUGGAUCAUAUGCUUAUAACUAUCUGAUUGAAGAGCUCAACAUUGCAGAGUCAAGGCUUCGGAUAUUGAAAGACCAGGACGAAUGUUUUAACGCCCUUAAGCAAGGUCCAAAAGGUGAUGGAGUGGCUGCCAUUGUUGAUGAGCUUCCUUAUAUUGAGCUCUUCUUGUCUAAUACCAAUUGUGUAUUCAAGAUUGUGGGACAGGAGUUCACCAAGAGCGGCUGGGGAUUUGCUUUUCAGAGGGACUCUCCUCUGGCAGUCGACUUGUCAACUGCUCUCCUCCAACUCUCAGAGAAUAGUGAUCUCCAAAAAAUCCAUGAUAAAUGGCUCUCUCACAGGGUGUGCUCUGCGCAGGUCAACGAAGUGGAUGACAACCAACUCUCUCUCAAGAGCUUCUGGGGUCUAUUCCUUAUCUGCGGAACUGUUUGCUUCUUUUCCCUUACCAUUUUCUUCUGUAGGGUGGCCUGGCAGUACCAAAGAUACAGCCUGGAGAGCGAGGAACCGGAGAUUGAGGAUCCUGAACUGGCAAGGCCGAGUGGACCUAACACCCGCACGAGUAGCUUCAAGAAAUUGAUUGAGUUUGUUGACAAGAAAGAAACUGAGGUGAAGGAGAUGUUUAAGCGCAAGAGUAGCGAUACGAAAACACAAGCUAGUCAUAGCUCAGAGGUGCAGCCUGAUUCACCAACCUGAGGAAAACUUGCUCUUGAGCUAGCUUUUGUUUUCUUUUUUUCUUUUUUCCCAAUGCUACUUCCAUUGAAAUUUAUAUGACCCACCAACCUCAUGUGCUAGGAGAUCAUUAGUGUCUGUGUUCUAAAACAGAAUGUUUGUAUUAUGAGGAUGUUAGAAGUUAUUCUACAAUCUCUGUUGAAGUACUAAAUGUUCACAGAAAUGGGGAAGGAUAUAGAGUGCUGAUGAGCUUUCUCUUUCACGCACAAAUCGGGAAAUGGUUCUUUCAAACAUUUCCAUAUGCCCUAUGCUAAAUAUUUUGUCUUUUGGAAGAAAAUGAUUUGUAACG